This is a messenger RNA of Blepharisma stoltei, 1242 nucleotides long. NCBI's taxonomy places the organism in Eukaryota, Ciliophora, Heterotrichea, Heterotrichida, Blepharismidae. The record is from the annotation of a GenBank genome assembly.
AUGCUGAGAAGAUCUUGUUUUUUUCUAAGACGAUUUGCUUCAGAUCACUCUCAACAAUCAAGUAGGCUCACAGGCUUGCUUGCUCCUGAAAGAUUUAGAAGAAAAGAGGACAAAGAUCACGUUGAAAAUCUGCUGAAAAACCUCAGUGACCUUGAUGCUGACUCCCACCUCAGUGAGCGAACAAAUAAAUUUUGUUCACUUAUUUUAAAAUUAAAAAAAUCCAUUGCAAAAAUUGGGGAGUAAAAAUUAAUUUAUUUAAUGUGAAAAAUUAUGUUUAAGCUGUUUAAAAUUAACCAGAAAUAGCUAAAGAUUUCAUCAUAUAAUAAUUAUCACUUAUAUAUCAAUUUUUUUGGCUUUUGGGUAAAAAAUAUGGAAUUUUUAAAUGGUUUUGUUAGCUUACGGAGGGGGGAGUGAGAAAAAAGUAAAGCCUGAAGAAAAUUGCUGGCAUUAUGGUAAAGCUGAACAAGACUGGGAAGACCUUUGCAACCCUGGCAAUUAUCAGUCCCCAAUCAACGUCGACCCCGGCCACACUUACAAAGGAAAUGAAGUUCUAGAAGUUUCUUUUUACCCACUCCAAACACGAUAUGUCCCUCAAACCAAAACUGGAAGAUUCACUACAAAAACCUUUAUCGUCCAAGGUAAUUUUGGCACUUUGACUAUAAAUCCUUUGCUCGACCCAGUCCCACGUCAAUUUGACAGUCUUCAAUUCCAUUUCCAUGCCCCUGCUGAACAUUUGAUAAAUGGGGAUAGGCAUGAUCUAGAAAUGCAUAUUGUACAUUCAGAACGAGGAAGACCUAUAGUGGAUUUUCUAUAUUAUUUAUGCCCUUUUUGCAUUCUAUUAAAUCAAGCUUUAUAGGUAAAAUUAUAGAAAAAUGGUAAAUAAUAUAGCCAAUCCACUAUAAUAAUAUGGCUGUCGUUGGGUUUUUCUUUAAAAACGAUGGAGUUACGAACCCAUUUAUUGAACAAGUUAUGCAUAGCUUGGAUAAACCGACAUUGAUGGAUCUUGAUAUGCUGAUUCCUAAAGAAAAGAUGGGAGUUUAUCUAUAUGAAGGCUCAUUGACAACUCCUCCUCUUACACAAGGGAUUUUGUGGUUUCUUGUAUCAAAUCUGCAUUCCAUAAGCAAAAAACAGUUGGAGUUUUUCAGGUCACAGUGGGAAAGGAACCCUGAGUUUGCAGAGGGAAGAGGGAACAACCGAGAAGUCCAGCCUUUAAAUCGAAGAAAGAUAUUGUAUUUUGAUUAA